Messenger RNA from Rhodamnia argentea, 1287 nucleotides. RefSeq lists its product as uncharacterized. The transcript has a single exon. The coding region runs from base 183 to 1112 and encodes 309 amino acids. The record is from RefSeq and is a predicted model, not a curated record. Lineage: Eukaryota; Viridiplantae; Streptophyta; Magnoliopsida; Myrtales; Myrtaceae.
CUAUCUGGCUAUCGAUGCAUAUGUUCCGGGCGGCUCAUCUCGUGAUUCGUAGAGGAUUUAUGUACGUGUUACAUCCCCUGUCGCGCAACUUGUCUCUCGUUAUCCGUUGAAGUCCUGAGAUUUAGACUUGGCACGUUUGCGAGAGAAGGCCUUGCGAAACGAGAGGGGGAUACAUAUGAACGAUGUCGUUCGACCAUUCAUAUAGGGCGACGUCGCUGCCGACCCAAGCGCCGCCUCUGGCAGAGAGGAUAACCGAUGACCCGGUCACGAUCAAGACGGCCCAGAGCACGGUGACGCUGGCGUACCAGGCCAACAUCGCCGGGUACUGGCACAAUGUCACCAUCAUAUGGUGCAAGAACCUGAUGAACCACUCCCUCAGCAUCACGGUGGACAGCCUGGAGGGCGACUUCCACUACACGUGCAAGAUCGACCUCAAGCCCUGGCACUUCUGGAGCAAGAAGGGGUACAAGUCCUUUGAGGUCGAGUCGAACCGGGUGGACGUGUAUUGGGACCUCCGGUCGGCCAAGUUCUCGGGGAGCCCCGAGCCGUGCACUGACUACUACGUGGCCCUCGUCUCGGACGAGGAGGUAGUCCUGCUGUUGGGGGAUUACAAGAAGAAGGCCUACAAGAGGACCAAAUCCAGGCCUGCCCUUGUGGAUGCUGUCUUGUUCUACAAGAAAGAGAACGUGUUCGGCAAGAAAACGUUCGCGACGAGGGCCAGGUUCGACGAGAGGACGAAAGAGCACGAAAUCACGGUCGAGAGCACGACUUUCGGGCACAGGGAGCCUGAGAUGUGGAUCAACAUCGAUGGGGCUUUGGUGAUUCAUGUGAGAAACUUGGAUUGGAAGUUCAGGGGGAACCAGAACAUCUUGGUGAACAAGCAACCUGUGCAGGUGUUCUGGGAUGUCCAUGACUGGAUGUUCAAGAGCCCCGGCACCGGCCACGGGCUGUUCAUCUUCAAGCCCGGGCUGGUCGAGGCGGAGAGCGACAAGGACGGGAGCAGCCGUGGGGCCAACAGCGACAGCAGCACGGCCAGCAGAUACUACUCGGCGCGCACCGGCUCGACCGCGCCGGAUUUUUGCCUCUUCUUGUAUGCAUGGAAAGUCGAGUGAGACCAGAGACGGUGAUGCAUUUCUCCACGAUCUCUAUUCUUUUGGACGGGACGCGAAAUGAACGCGCCGGUUCGUUUCGAUGCUGUGAAUUUGCUAAAUACAUUUAUAGUCGUGUAAAGAUUCGUAAUCGUAGAUUUUGUUACCGAUGAAAAAGUAUAUGGGAAGAAAGAUUUCU